Messenger RNA from Patiria miniata (bat star), 739 nucleotides. RefSeq lists its product as uncharacterized. NCBI's taxonomy places the organism in Eukaryota, Metazoa, Echinodermata, Asteroidea, Valvatida, Asterinidae. Bases 98 to 739 code for a protein of 213 amino acids. The transcript has 2 exons. The record is from RefSeq and is a predicted model, not a curated record.
GGAUCAAAUACAUGUAUGUCAUUCGCUAGACACGCUCCAGUACCAAAAUACUUUUUCUUUUCAGUGUUCAUUCAGGUGAGACUGGAUUACGGGAAACAUGAGUCGAAGUAUAACACCACUGUGUAUGGACACAGGGUACAAGACCCUGCGAGAAUAUCUACAUGCCAGUAGACUGACUGAGGUGGAGGUGCCUCAAGAUGGACUGUGCAUACUUCACGCUGUUCAUGGGGGUUUACAGUCAUCACACACAUCUACAAGUGCACAGGGUUUAUCAAAGAAAAAUGUCAAGGACAUGGUACGCGAUGAGUUCCUUCAGCAUGUAGAUGAGUACAUGCCAUAUUCUGCUUUGAGUGAAGAAGAUACACUUGCACAACUGGAGAGUUGGGCACAGACAGGGCAGUAUGGCAGUGACUCUGUGGAUCUAAUUCUCCACAUCCUCAGCCAGGUCUUGAAUCUUCGCAUCGUUGUUGUUGAAGAGACUACCAGCCGGGUCACGAGUCUUGACCUGUUGCCUCACAGGCAAGAAGAGUGCAGUUUGAUCCAACCAAUAACAAGUGUAAUACUCAUAAAACAUGGCCAGCACUUCAAUCAUACUGUUUUCUCACGUGACAAGGAACGUUGCCCCUCCAAGAAAGAAAUUACAUAUACUAGUACCACAGAACCAAUCAUCAUUUCCAGCAAUGAUAGUGACGAUGAAUGGUAUUUAGCCAGGGAAGGGCCAACUUCCCCUACCAAGUAG